AUGGCCACCGACGUAGCCGAGAUAUGCAGACUCUGCAAUUAUGACCUGGAGAGCUCACCGGUUAUCGGAUUCGCCAAUGGUGCGAAUUUCUUGGUGCCUUAUAUCCCGCUAGUGGCCGAGUAUGAAAUAUCGAUAUGCGAUGUCAUGCUCAAUUUGGUCUUCUAUAGGCCGCAAGGCUCCAUGAAAGGUCUCAGGGUAUUCGAACUCUUAAUCGCCGCAUUCGUCCUGGCUGUCGUUGUGUGCUUCUGCGUCCAGCUCUCGCUGAUCCGCGACGCCUCCAUCGGCCAUGUGUUUCGAGGCUACGUACCUAUUCUCAGAGCCACAGUCAUGCCUCACAACUUUCACCUUGGUUCUGGCAUUGUGCAGUCACGCUUAUAUGGAUUUGAUGUUAAACAUGGACUCGUGCCUGAAGACGACUUGCUCUCCUCGGAAGGUGGCAUUGAUAACGGCUACUACGUCCCGUCUGUGAAGGCUAUACGUCACUCGUACGUAGCCUCUGCUGCUGAGCUGGCCCUCUCGAUCUUCACAUUCGCCCUCUUCGUUAACUCGGCCAUUGUUAUUGUAGCCGGGCCGUCUCUUUACAACAACCCCGACGCCCCAGACGCUGACAUCUCCGCCAUGCAUGGCCUACCAACCCAAAGCAUCAGCAUUAUCCCGUCCAUUGUCAUUGCGGCGUCGGUCGGCAAGUCAGGGCUCAACGCUGUGUCGAUCGGGUUACAAGUCGCCCUAUCCAGCUCUCUGCCGUUUUUCAGCACGCCCCUCAUCUACUCCACCUGCUUAAGCAAGUACAUGACUGUCAAGCUAACCAUACUGGCCGCUGGUGCUGCCCAUACUACUAUAACUCUGGCAGAAGAAGAAGAAGAAGAGCAUCCGAUGACCAAUGCUUGGUACACGGCCAAGUUUUCGGUGCUGCUAUGGCUGAUCAUUACCACCUUGAACAUUGCCAACCUGGUUCUUCUUGGUCUGGGACAAUGA
Geosmithia morbida is the source of this 975-nucleotide messenger RNA. RefSeq names its product metal iron transporter. Lineage: Eukaryota; Fungi; Ascomycota; Sordariomycetes; Hypocreales; Bionectriaceae. Gene Ontology annotation, cellular component: membrane. Gene Ontology annotation, biological process: iron ion transport; intracellular manganese ion homeostasis. The record is from RefSeq and is a predicted model, not a curated record. Gene Ontology annotation, molecular function: manganese ion transmembrane transporter activity; cadmium ion transmembrane transporter activity.